Solanum verrucosum is the source of this 1099-nucleotide messenger RNA. Its product is annotated as transcription factor MYB7-like. NCBI's taxonomy places the organism in Eukaryota, Viridiplantae, Streptophyta, Magnoliopsida, Solanales, Solanaceae. The record is from RefSeq and is a predicted model, not a curated record. The transcript has 4 exons. The coding region runs from base 11 to 1099 and encodes 362 amino acids.
UUUUGUAAUAAUGGGAAGAACACCUUGUUGUGAAAAAGUAGGUAUCAAGAGAGGCAGAUGGACUGCAGAAGAAGAUCAAAUUCUCACUAAUUAUAUUCUUUCUAAUGGAGAAGGCUCUUGGAGGUCAUUACCCAAAAAUGCUGGAUUACUGAGAUGUGGAAAGAGUUGUAGACUAAGAUGGAUUAAUUAUUUGAGGUCUGACCUCAAGAGAGGGAACAUUACUUCUCAAGAGGAAGAUAUAAUCAUAAAGUUACAUUCAACUUUGGGUAACAGGUGGUCUCUAAUAGCGGGACAUUUAUCAGGUAGAACAGACAAUGAGAUUAAAAAUUAUUGGAACUCUCAUCUAAGUCGAAAAGUUGAUAGCUUAAGGAUACCAAGCGAUGAGAAGUUGCCUAAAGCUGUAGUUGAUUUGGCUAAAAAGGGUACAUUGAGGCCAAUUAAACAAUGUAGAAAAUCAUCGAUUAAUCAAUCAAAAAAUAAAAAGUCAAACUUAUUAGAAGCUAAAGAAAAUAGUACUUGUGGACCUUUGAGUGGAAUUGUUCCUAUGCCUUCUACACCAAACAUGGAAAAAGAAGCAUUGUGUAGUGCAAAUAUGCCAGCUUGUGAUAGUACCAUGGAAUUAAUGCAAGAAGAUGUAGCAAAGGUAGAGGUGCCAAAUUCUUGGGCAGGGUCUAUAAAGGCCAAGGGAAGCCUUAGUUCAGAUAAUGGUAUGGAAUGGCCAAGACUCGAGGAGAUUAUGCCAAACGUGGUGAUUGAUGAUGAAGAUAUGAACCCAAAUUUCAUUUUGAAUUGUUUAGAAGAAGAAGUAAUGAGCAAUAAUGCAGGGAAUAAUUAUUCAUGUAUCGACGAAGGAAAUAAAAACGUAUCAAGCGAUGAUGAAAAAAGCAAAUUAUUAAUGGAUUGGCAAGAUGAUUAUGAAUUAGUAUGGCCAACACCACCAUGGGAAUUAGAAACAGACAUAAUUCCUAGUUGGCCACAAUGGGACGAUACUGACACUGAUUUGCUUCAAAAUUGCAUCAAUAAUAAUUAUGAAGAAGCAACAACAAUGGAAAUUAAUAACCAAAAUCAUAGUGCCAUUGUCUCUUGGCUUUUGUCUUAG